Solanum stenotomum is the source of this 984-nucleotide messenger RNA. RefSeq names its product LEAF RUST 10 DISEASE-RESISTANCE LOCUS RECEPTOR-LIKE PROTEIN KINASE-like 1.1. The coding region runs from base 117 to 962 and encodes 281 amino acids. The transcript has a single exon. Lineage: Eukaryota; Viridiplantae; Streptophyta; Magnoliopsida; Solanales; Solanaceae. Gene Ontology annotation, molecular function: protein kinase activity. Gene Ontology annotation, biological process: phosphorylation. The record is from RefSeq and is a predicted model, not a curated record.
UUCCACAUCCACUAUGCUUUUAAAAACGCAUAAGUACUUGUGAACAACUGAAUUCAUAAUUUUUCCUCUUGUUGAUAUAGGAGGAGACUUUUGCUUGAUCAGUGGGAGGAUUUAAUAUGACUUACACUUCUUUAAUAUGCUUUUUUCUGAUCAGUUACUUAGUUCAGGCAAUGGGCAGAAAUGAUUCAACUUGUCCAAAGUCCUUUUCAUGUGGAAAUCUUAUUGGCCUGAGCUUUCCUUACUCUCUUUCCACACAACCUGACUGUGGAAUAAUGUUCUUAUCUGGUUGUGAUGCUAAAACAUUUCCGAAAAUCCGAUUGCUUCCUGAAGGAGAUUCGUACUAUGCUGUAGUAAAUAUGUUUAAUUAUACAGUUUGGGUUGAGGACCCUAAGCUUCAUGCCAAGUUGAGGCAACAGAAGUGCCAAACUUUUAACGAAAAGUUAUCCUUACCAUACUCUCCUUCUAUUUCUUUUGAAAUUCUCCCAGUGAAUAUUCUCAACUUCUUCAAAUGCAACAGCACUAGUAGUAGCACCCCAAACAUUACCCAGAAGAUGAAAGAUCAUUUUGCUGGUUAUAGAAUGUACAAUGGCUGUAAAGACUUUAGCAUAUACUACAAGCUUCAUGGAGGCGAUGAUGAAGACGCGCGAGCAGACAAUCUUCCUGCAAACUGUUCACUUAUCAGACUGCCGAUCCGCUGGAGAUCAGAUAAUGGUAGUGUGUUCAAUAUGUUAAGCGCCGCUUUUUUUGUAGAAUGGAAGAUCUCUGAGGACUGUAACAAAUGUCACUUUGGUGGAGGUCAAUGCCAGACUGAUAUAACCAACAAAUUUCAUUGUACAUAUCCAAAUAAUCCACAUGAUCAAGGUCAUCAAGAAAUUCUCUCACUUGAAAAAGUUCAGUCACUUAGUGCAUACUUCUUAGUGUCCUUUCUUCUCUUCAUAUCACAUAUGUAUAAUAUUUCAUAGUGUUUUUCCUCUCUUUUUAGAU